This is a messenger RNA of Puntigrus tetrazona (Sumatra barb), 2070 nucleotides long. RefSeq names its product leucine rich repeat containing 31 (gene lrrc31). The record is from RefSeq and is a predicted model, not a curated record. The coding region runs from base 231 to 2030 and encodes 599 amino acids. Gene Ontology annotation, molecular function: protein binding. The transcript has 12 exons. Lineage: Eukaryota; Metazoa; Chordata; Actinopteri; Cypriniformes; Cyprinidae.
GUUUACAGUGUUUUUUAAAGCCAAAGUUCAGCCCAACUUCCGGGAUCCGGUAUGAAUGUGAUGAACGUGACAGACGUAAAUGCAGACUGAAAAUAGACUACCUGAAAUCGCCGCGCACUGAUGAAUGCGUAACAUGUAAAAGAUUUAAGAAAUAUUAUAAGGAUUAAAAAGGACACUAUAUUCAUACGUAAAUUACCUGCAGAUAAGCAGAGAUCUUCUUUUAAGAAGCAAUGGAUUUAACAGAAUCUAACAAAGAGAAGGAGAGUGUUCAGAAAAGAUCUCCUCUGGAUCUGAUUAUGAACCAGCUCCGAAGGAAAGCCUCUUUCACAGAGAGAAAGAAACCGUCUGUGGGCCGCCUCUUCCGCCCGUCAGAGAGCAGUGACAAGAGAAACGUAGGCAUACCUGAAACGAAAGAAUCAGAUGCCAGUGAGGGAAAGGAAAAUAAUGAGCCUGGCAAAAAGAUCAAUGACACAGAGGAUGAGGCUGGCUCUGUUGUGGGCUGGGGUCGAGUGAAGCAGUUUGUUCAGAAGCUUGGGAAAACCCCUCACAGUCAGAAUCUGAGCCUGAGCCACUGUGAUCUGACAGCUACAGAUGUGGUGGAACUAGCCACGUUACUGCCGUUUCUGGCUCAGCUGGAGGUGAUGGACCUGUCCUGGAAUGAUCUGGUUGGAGGCUCCCUAAAGGCCCUUACUGUCCACCUGCAGCCUGUAGGGAAACUGAGAGUGCUGAAGCUGUGUAGCUGCAGAUUGACAGAUCAAGACCUUAUUGCUCUCGGUGAAGCCCUUGACUGCGUUCCUCUAGUAGAGGUGCUAGAUUUGUCCUGGAAUGUUGGCGUUGGAGCAGGAAAUUUCAGACACUUAACAGAACACCUCCAACCUCAAAGCACACUGAAGGAACUCCGCCUGGUGGACUGUCAGCUCUCUGAGACAGACAUUACAGCUCUGAGUGAGGCUCUUCCCAUGCUGUCUAGUUUGGAGGCGUUAGAUUUGUCCAAUAAUAAGCUGUCAAUCAAGGGAAUGGAGAACUUCAGUUCCUCUCUAGGAUCAACUCCACGACUGAAGACCCUACAACUGAGCAUGUGUGGACUCUGUAAAGACAGCCUAAGUGUUUUGGGACAGGCACUCAGGUUCAUUCCUGCGCUAGAGCUCAUGGAUCUGUCGUGUAAUAAAGAAGCAGGUGGAGGUCUCACCACUCUGGCCACUAACCUAGUUCUCCUCCCACACUUGAGAAGUUUGGACAUGCAUCUGUGCUGUCUAUCAAAGGAGGAUGUGUUGGCCUUAGUCCAGGUAGCUCCAUCUCUCAAAGACCUCAGAGAGCUGGAUUUGUCAUCCAAUAAAACUGUUGGAGAUACACUUCAGAAUCUUCUGCAAGCUCUCCCUCUUUCUCAGAUAACCAAACUUCCUCUAAACAGCUGUGCUUUGAACGCACAUGCAUGCAACGCUCUUGCUACCGCAAUGCAGAUGCUAAAACAGCUUGAGAGCCUGAACUUGUCAUGGAACAAGUGUGUGGGAGAAAAUCUGAGGCAAUUUCUGGAGCCUUUACAGCCUGAUUGCAAACUACAGGAACUCAGACUGAGUAGCUGUAAUUUAACCACUGAAGACGUGCUACAUCUAGAAUCUGCUUGCCAGCAUGGAGCUCUAUCCCAUCUGAAGCAGCUGGAUUUGUCUUAUAAUGGUAGCGUCGGGGACGGUGGUUGGACGUCUCUCUUUCAGAAGGCUGCCUCUCUGAAGGAACUAGAGGAGCUGGAUGUCAGUCUGAGUCCUUCUGCAUCUCUCUCAGUGUCUCCUUGGCUGCCCGCCUUAUUGGAGGCCCUUCCGCAGCUCUCGGCCCUGACCCGUCUGUCUCUGCAGCACUGGGCUUUGAGUUCAGCUGAGAGAGAGAAGCUGGAAAAAAUUCUUAGCAAGAAGAAUGUCAUCCUGGAAUGUGACAGGCUGGCCACGCCCACACCAAAAACUGCAGACAUCAUGGCAGUCUGUGACAUUUCCAAAGACUGGACACAUGGACAAAAAGGCUGUAAUCAAAAACACUAACUUGGUGAUUAAUUAUAAUAAAUACAAAUGUAACCAACUG